AUGGCGGGCCUCAAGAGCUUGCAGCACGCGCGCCAUGCUUUCACCUGGAAUAUGCUGAUAGCAUACAUGAUCAUUGCCAUUAGUGUAUUUAGCUAUGGCUUUGAUGACGCCGUGUUUUCCACCAUCCAGACCAUGGACUCAUUUGAGAAGCAGUUCGGCACUUACGAUCGCUCCACCGGUGAAUACGGUUUCAGUACCCAGCACUUAGCCUUUCUCAAUUCGCUUGGUCUUCCCGCAAAAGCGGCCGGUACCUUUCUUGGCUGGGCCAUUGGGGAGUACUAUGGGCGCCGGGCUUGCUUUAUUGGAAUGCAGCUGAUCUGCAUAGCUGGUAUCUCGACCAGCUACACAGCGACAACAUUUGGUCAGAUCCUGGCCGGGCGGAUGAUAGUGCAGUGCUUCAUUGGAUGGGAAGACUGGCUUGUGCCCAUGUUCCUAGCUGAGAUCAGCCCUGCCAUGAUUCGCGGAGCGACGGUGGUAGUAUAUGUCUUUGCCCAUAUCUUUGGCUCAUUUAUCUGUGCCAUAAUCACAUAUGAAACAGCCAAACUGGACGGAAACUCCGCAUGGAAGAUCCCUAUUGGCGUAAUGUGGACGUUCCCCUGCUUCAUUCUACUUUUCAGCUGGUUUGUGCCGGAAAGCCCUCGGUGGCUUAUCCGGAAGAACAGGACAGAGGCAGCGGCUACGCAGCUCGAAUAUCUGAACAAGGGCAAGAAUGUCGAUGUUGAAGCUGAAGUAGCGCUCUUGCAAGCGUCUAUCGGGGCAGAUGCACAGACAAAAGGCUCCUGGGCAGAGCUUCUCCAGGGAACUAACCGAAGGAGAACAAUGGUUGCAGUCAUGACUGCGGCUUUUAAUCAAUUAACGGGACAAGCCUUUGUCAGUCAAUACGGCAGUCUUUUCGUCAAAUCGCUCCAUGUCAUGAAUCCGUUUGCCUUCACGCUUCUGUCCCGAGGCUUCUCGACCCUCGGUCCGCUGGUCACAUUCUCCCUAGUGGACACGACAGGUCGACGACCUAUUUAUCUGAUCGGUGGCACCAUGACAACCGCCCUGCUUCUCACUUGUGGUGGCCUGGGAACGGGAACCAUUACCGAUGGCAAAAAGCGUGGAGUCUGUGGGGUGCUGAUGAUGUACGGGCUAUUCUACAUCAUGUCCUUUGGUUCCAUAUCUGUCAUCACAGGUGCAGAAACGCCACAUCUCCGACUGCGCGAUAAGACCUCUGUUGUCGCUUGGCUUAUUCGCAUCGUUUGCGACUUUGCAGUCUCUUACUCCCUCCCAUAUUUACUCAAAGCCCCAUAUGCAGACCUCCAAUCCAAGGUCGGAUUUAUAUACGGGUCCCUCGCAGCCUUGGGGGUGGUUUGUGGGUACUUCUUCCUUCCCGAGCUCACGGGACGCUCUCUUGAGGAACUGGAAGAGAUGUGGCAGCGGCGAAUCCCCGCCCGUAAGUUCUCUGACUGGAGAUCCGAGGUCGACGGAAGUAUUAGCACAAAAGUUACGCAGUUGGAGGGUCAAAGCGAGGAGAAUCUCGAGAGGGGUAAAGGGGAAGCAACUCACGUGAGACAGGCAAUUGGCAAGGCCCGCACCGCGUUCGCGUCGGGCCGCACCAAGACUAAAGAAUGGAGGCGCCAUCAGCUUAAAAGGGCCUGGUGGAUGGUUGAGGACAACAAGGAGCGCCUCUUCGCUGCCAUUCACGCCGACUUAAACAAACAUAAACUGGAAUCUAUGCUGGAGGAUAUCGGGGCCCUCCAACAAGAUAUCCUACGCACACUUGACAAACUCGAUGAAUGGACAAAAGAUGAGAAGCCUACGAGAAAGGAUCCCAUUAAUUUCUUUGGCGGGACGGUGGUUCGGAAAGAGCCAUUGGGAGUGUCCUUGAUCAUCGGUGCUUGGAACUUACCUAUCCUACUGCUUCUACAACCCAUGGUCGCUGCGAUCGCCGCUGGCUGCGCGAUGGUGUUGAAGCCUUCGGACGUCGCAGUGGCCUGCCAGGACCUUUUAAUGGAGAUUAUCCCUCAGUAUAUGGAUGGCGAGGCCAUUCAAUGCGUCAGUGCCGGGUCGAAGGAAAUGAAAUACAUUCUUGAGCACCGGUUUGAUCACAUUUUCUACACCGGAUCCGCGACGGUCGCGAAGAUCAUCUACGCUGCCGCUGCAAAGCAUCUCACUCCCGUCACCCUGGAAUUAGGAGGUCAAGGGCCGGCCAUUGUCGCCUCGUCCGCCAAUAUUGAUCUCGCGGCGAAACACAUUGCUGCGGCUAAAUUCGCUGUCGCUGGACAGCUUUGCGUCAACGUGAACCACGUCCUCGUAGACCCCAGUGUACGGGAUGCCCUCGUGGCCAAGCUAAUCCACUACUUUGACGAAUUCAGCGGCGGCCGGGACAACAGACCAGAUUAUUACUGCCACAUUUCCAACGAGCGAAACUUUGACCGUCUCGAGUCACUUCUCCAGAGAACAUCCGGAAAUGUGGUCUACGCUGGCAUCCGCGAUCGUCAGACUCGAUACUUUGGACCUACCGUCGUUGUGGACGUCAAGUCCGACGAUCAUCUCCUCUCCGAAGAGCUGUUCGGCCCCAUCUUGCCCAUCAUCGACGCAGAUUUUGACACAGCUAUAUCCUUCACCCGUAGCGGAGAACACCCGCUAGCCCUAUACUGCUUCACCAACGAUGAGACUGAAAAGACACGCAUCCAGAAUGAGACCGCUUCAGGUGGUGUGACCUUCAAUGAUUGUCUCCUACAUGCAGCUGCCCGCGACGCACCGUUUGGUGGCGUCGGAAACUCGGGUAUGGGAGCCUAUCAUGGCCGUCAUGGGAUCAUGUGUUUCUCAUACCUUCGCACAUAUACGAAUGCCGUUCCCAACUAUCUGGAGAGGUUCACGGAUGCGAGGUAUCCGCCUUAUACCAUUGAGAAUAUGAUGAAGAUAGCACCGCCUGUUCAAGCUCCGUUCGAUAGGGAUGGGAAUGAUUUGACUUCUCGUAGGAAGGUCACAAGUUAUGUGGUUGCUCUGGCGGUUCUUGGUCUUUCAGUUUGGAUGUUGUGAGUGGAGAGCGACUUUCGGCGUAUGGGAGAACAUGGCAGUGUUUUGGAUACCAUGAGAAUACUACUAUCGGUGGAGGAUGUCUGAAUCUAUGCGGAAUGAUGUACAUCAUGUCAAGGAUAGCUAAUUACGAUUUGGACGCUCAGGGC
Messenger RNA from Aspergillus ibericus CBS 121593, 3170 nucleotides. Its product is annotated as aldehyde dehydrogenase. Gene Ontology annotation, biological process: aldehyde metabolic process; transmembrane transport. The record is from RefSeq and is a predicted model, not a curated record. Lineage: Eukaryota; Fungi; Ascomycota; Eurotiomycetes; Eurotiales; Aspergillaceae. The transcript has 7 exons. Bases 1 to 3024 code for a protein of 1007 amino acids. Gene Ontology annotation, cellular component: cytoplasm; membrane. Gene Ontology annotation, molecular function: transmembrane transporter activity; aldehyde dehydrogenase (NAD+) activity.